AUGGUCGCCUUCAAGUUUGCUGCUACUUUGUUCCUUGCCAUCUCCUUGGCUGCCGCUCAUCCAAUCAAUGAGCAAUUGGUCGGCCGUCAACUGCCCAGCCAAGUCGUAACCACUACCUCCUCUUACCAGAAAUUAACUAGCGAGAUAAGUCAACUCCAAGAGAGCAUCAGCUCUGGCGGCAUCUCCCGAUCAGAGGCUCGUCAAAAAAUGGAAGCUAUCUACAGUUCCGCCACUCAAACCCUCAGCACUGCUGGAUCGUGCGGCUCUUGCUGGGGCUCUGGAGCAGUCAACACUGUGAGUUCGUCUGCGAGCCAGACAUACCAAGCGUUUAGCAGGCUCGCCCAAACUGUCAAUCAAGUGUAUGGCGAUGCUGCUCCCGACGUCUUCAGUCCUGUUGCUCGAUUGGAUCCCCUGAUCAAUCAGAACCUCAACAAGUUCUCCCAGAGCGGUGCUGCAAUCAACUCAUUCUUGCCUCAAGGUGGCCAGGCCUUCGGCCGCUUAGGACUCUGGCAAACCGCCAACUUUGCGAACCAAUUCUCGUCCAACUCUCAGUCCGGAACAAACUUCCGAACUGGCUUCUAA
This is a messenger RNA of Puccinia triticina, 582 nucleotides long. RefSeq lists its product as uncharacterized. NCBI's taxonomy places the organism in Eukaryota, Fungi, Basidiomycota, Pucciniomycetes, Pucciniales, Pucciniaceae. The record is from RefSeq and is a predicted model, not a curated record. The coding region runs from base 1 to 582 and encodes 193 amino acids. The transcript is spliced from 5 exons.